GAGAUUUAUAUGAUGUCGAUAACCACUGGCUUCAUCUCACUUUCAUCUCACGAUUUUUCUCGUUUGUGACACGAGGGUAUAUGCUAUCAAUAUUUUUAUAUUCUGCUACAACGGUAUACUCUUCGCUGCCACCGUAUCGUUAUUUUGUCUGCAUACUCUGGUUUACAUAGAAUUACUCUUACAAACCCAUUACAAAAUCACAUCUCACAAUGCUUAUCCGCAUGCCCAUAAAUCUCCUCCUCUUAAUACCUCUCGCAACCGCGAAAACCAUAACUGUUACAACAGUCACGGAAUCGGCAAUCUCUCAGCCAACUUCCACAUCAUAUACCUCCGAUUCUCAAUUCCAAUCCGAUAUGGUAGCGGCGCAUAAUUUCUAUCGCGGAGAACAAAAUGUCAGUAACUUGGAGUGGAAUGAUACCAGUGCGAAAAUUGCGAGAGAUUGGUCCAAACGUUGCGUCUUUGAACAUUCUGGCGGACCGACAGGCGAAAAUCUAGCAGCUGGUUACCCCAACGCGACCUCCUCCGUUGACGCCUGGGGUCUCGAGCGCCUCAAAUAUUCGUACUCCUCUCCAGGUUUUAGCGAAGAUACAGGUCACUUUACACAAUUAGUCUGGUCAAACACCACAUCUGUCGGUUGCGCACGCACCAAUUGCGCAGGAGAAAACGAUACGCCGGGAUGGUAUGUAGUGUGUGAGUAUUGGCCAGCGGGGAAUGUUGUCAAUGGGGGAGGAGGGGAUAAAGAGGAGUUUUUCAGAGACAAUGUAAAAGAGCAGGUUAAAGGGGAAGCGAGUGAUACAGUGGAAAGCGGAGUUACGAGUGCGGGGAGUAGUAUUGCGGGAGGUAGUGUGGUGGGAUGGAAGGGACGGGAAGGAGAAUUGAGAUGGGGUGUCCUGAUGGGAGUUAUGGCUGUGGGAGCUGCGGGGUUAAUGUUUUAAGAUGUGCAUUUGGUCGGGUGUUUGGAACGGAAAAGGGCAAAUAAGGAAAGAUACGGAAAUGGUGUUUUGCUUAAGCGCGGUGUUUGGCGUUUAUAUUGACUCGGGAAAAUGGAUACAGAUACGUGAUCAGGCAUAGAGGAAUCAGUUUGGCAAUUUAUCUAGUCGGAAAAUAAUACCCCAUGAUAUAGAAGAAUGGGGCUACUUGCUCGAAGGGUUUGAAAAGUCACAAGCCAAAAUACUUUUUAAAUAUUUCUGUUCGGGUAUACAUACGACUUCUUCAUUCAUAAUUGAAGUGACGAUAUCAGUCUUUUGAGAAUGGUUAGAUGGAUCGGCGAUACAUGUAUUCGGCAGCGUAGAAAAUGAAGAAAAUAAAAGGGGGAAGAUGAGAGCGGGAUUCAACUUGACUGGAACCGAUCUAUCUUAUUUAAAAUCGUGACA
Messenger RNA from Botrytis cinerea B05.10, 1373 nucleotides. RefSeq lists its product as hypothetical. The coding region runs from base 210 to 935 and encodes 241 amino acids. Gene Ontology annotation, cellular component: extracellular region. The transcript has 2 exons. The record is from RefSeq and is a predicted model, not a curated record. Lineage: Eukaryota; Fungi; Ascomycota; Leotiomycetes; Helotiales; Sclerotiniaceae.